This is a messenger RNA of Xyrauchen texanus (razorback sucker), 3593 nucleotides long. Its product is annotated as syntaxin-1B. Gene Ontology annotation, biological process: intracellular protein transport; exocytic insertion of neurotransmitter receptor to postsynaptic membrane; vesicle fusion. The record is from RefSeq and is a predicted model, not a curated record. Lineage: Eukaryota; Metazoa; Chordata; Actinopteri; Cypriniformes; Catostomidae. The transcript is spliced from 10 exons. Gene Ontology annotation, cellular component: endomembrane system; SNARE complex; plasma membrane. Gene Ontology annotation, molecular function: SNARE binding; SNAP receptor activity. Bases 260 to 1126 code for a protein of 288 amino acids.
AAUCGCAUUCGUGUGCUGGAGUCAGAGCGCGCUGCGGGGCAUUACUGCACCGCCACGGAGACUCACCAUCACUGAACCAGGAAUAGGGAAAAGGAAAAAGGCGUGAAAUAGUGCAGGAGGGGAUAACAGGGCGUCCCCUUUUUGAAAGCCACCUGAAUCUGUGGAAACAAAAAAUUAAAAGGAUCCAGACACUUUAUAAUAAAUACACGAACGCAGUGGAAAUCUCAAGCGACGUUUUUGGCCAGCACGGCGGUGAAAAAUGAAGGAUCGUACGCAGGAACUACGAAGUGCUAAGGACAGCGACGACGAUGAGGAAGUCGUUCACGUUGACCGAGACCACUUUAUGGAUGAAUUUUUUGAACAGGUGGAGGAGAUCCGUGGCUGUAUUGAAAAGCUGUCAGAGGAUGUAGAACAGGUCAAGAAGCAGCACAGUGCCAUUCUAGCAGCACCCAACCCUGAUGAAAAGACCAAGCAGGAGUUGGAGGACCUCACAGCUGACAUUAAGAAGACAGCCAAUAAAGUGCGCUCUAAAUUAAAAGCAAUCGAGCAAAGUAUCGAGCAGGAGGAGGGGUUGAACAGAUCGUCUGCAGAUUUGCGAAUCCGCAAGACGCAGCAUUCCACGCUGUCACGCAAGUUUGUGGAAGUCAUGACGGAGUAUAACACUACGCAGUCCAAAUAUAGGGAUCGCUGCAAGGAUCGCAUUCAGAGACAACUGGAAAUUACUGGCAGAACAACUACCAAUGAGGAACUGGAAGACAUGUUGGAGAGUGGGAAGCUUGCCAUCUUCACUGAUGAUAUCAAAAUGGACUCCCAGAUGACCAAACAGGCUCUAAACGAGAUUGAAACCCGGCACACUGAGAUCAUUAAACUGGAGAACAGCAUCCGUGAGCUGCACGACAUGUUCGUGGACAUGGCCAUGCUGGUGGAGAGCCAGGGAGAGAUGAUUGACAGAAUUGAAUAUAACGUGGAACACUCUGUGGACUAUGUAGAGAGAGCAGUUUCUGACACCAAGAAGGCUGUCAAAUACCAGAGUCAGGCACGCAAGAAGAAAAUUAUGAUCAUCAUUUGCUGUGUAAUUUUGGGAGUGGUUUUGGCAUCCACUAUCGGAGGAACCCUGGGCUUCUAAUCGACAUGAAGACAGAUUAACACUUGGAAAGCUGAGUGUUUUAUCCACUUAAAACAUGAGAUAAGGAAACUGUCUUAAAACGUAGAUUGGGUAGGGUUAAAAAUCGAAUAUUCAAAACAAACAAAAAAUAAAUAACAAAGGAGAUGUUACGCACUAGCUGAUUUAAAUAUAUACAAAAGUGGGUACAAAUAAACAUAAUAUUUACAAACUGUACAUGUAAAUGUAUUGAACAUAAAAGCAGCACAUGGGUUAUUACCUGUAAAGGAAUAAAAAUCAACUUUUGUUAUUAUUUUUAUUUUAUUAUUAUUAUUAUUAUAAAAAAAAUUUGCUUUCAUUUUUGGGGGGGCCUCCAAGACAGUGCCAGCAUCUGCUAAAUUUAUUUACCUUCCGGCAUAACUUGGUGUUUGGCAAACCAUACUUGCAUUAAGAAUACUUACAGUACCUAGAUAGUUAUAGAUUGUAGAACUAGUCAGAUUUCAAUGGCCUAAAGUGGUUGCUUAUAUUCAAAUGAAAUCUCUCAUUAUUACGUUGUUGGCCGAUUUAUCACAGAUCGUUAACAUCUAGUGACAUUGGAGUGCUACAGUGUAACAGCACUAUUAACCUCAUAGUCCUAAUCAUUUUUUGUGGGCAGCCAUAAACAAGCAGAGAACACUAAGAAGCACAUAAAUUAAUUAUUGAAAGAGCGUGACGUCAACAAGUUUGUACAUAAAGAUGAUUAUAUUUUUUGUUGUGGCCUUGCCAUUAUCGUCAUUUGCUGUACUUCUGAUAGUAGGCAGCGAAGGACCUGACGUUUCUCACUUUAAAUGUCGCCACACUUUUACGCAUUUAAAAAGUUACAAUGGGGGGAUAGCAUGGCAUUGUGCAAACUGUUAAACUAUGCAGUUUUGAUAGUGUUUUGCCCCUGCUUUUUUAAAUACAAUUGCGCUAGAGGAACUAAUAGUGAGGGAAGAAUUAAGAACGAGACAGUUCAGCGACGACAUUUAUUUGUCUGCGCUGUUCUCACGAUUUCUUACUUAAAAAAAAAAUAAGGAACGUUUUGAAAAAUAUAGUAGGAAAUGUCAAUACUUGAAGCAAUGCCUAGCCUAAACAUUACAUUUUGGAAGGUGGUUAGUUCUGCUGAAAUAAUCUUCUUAGUUUACAGCUCAUCAUUUGAUUACAACGUUUUUAUUUGCUUUGUUUCAUAAAUUGCAUAUUUAUUUAUAUUUAAUAUAAAGGAAAGGCUUGAACAGGACCAUUUGACUACAUCUGAGAUCUUGCUUGAUGGAGAAAGGCUCAUAAAAUGAUACAUUUUGCAAUUAGGGACAAGAUAGACUCUCUAAGGUCCCUUUGUUUAAUACUACAUAUCUGAAACACUAGACUGGGUCAAUACCGACCCUGAUGAGGAAUCUGACUAAAUAUUGUUCAGUGGGCACGUCUUCAGUCCAGUUGAAGAAACGUGUGUAUAGUAGGGUUUAUCUAUGGUUAUGUUCAACAAGAACUGAUCAAAAACACGUGUUAUGCUGUGACUAAAUAUGGAGACAAAUUCUAGAUUACAUAAAACCAAUUCAAACUCAAAUUUAGCUCUGAACGCCCAUCCUAGCAGAUCCGUUAAAGGGAGGCAACAUCUUGUCUGGGAUAUAACACUAGCCUAGAAUAAGAAGCUUCGAUUUUUGCCGUGCUUUUGUCCAAAGAUUUAGUUGAAAUACAAAUCAAACAGCUGUAUUAGUCAACAGAUUUUUUUCUUAUGAGUUUGUUGGACAGAAAGUGCCAGCUGGGGUAAUUAUGUACCGCUUUGAUUUCAAUUCAAGGGCUAAAAAUCCUAAACCAAACUUUAGCUCUGCUUUUCGUUUCCGUUUACACACGUUCAGAAUCCCUGUUCACUUGAUUCAGAUUACUCUCAGACUUUGCGAGAAUAUACACUUAGCCCUUGUCCUCAUUCUCAUUACGUUAAAAAACACAUACAACUGUACCAACUCUGAAAGUGCACUCCUUUUUUAAAAAACGUACUACUUAGCACCGAAUAUAUAACAGGAGCCCCCCCGCCCCACCACCCCUUUACCUACCCAAAGCAAAGUAGUAGGGAACAAGAAUUAAUUGGGGGUAAAUACUGUACACUUUUUACAAAGCCUGAGGCAGCGGGCCGGGACUAUUUUGCUUUAAUCAUUCCAGUAACGUCCAGCAUGUUUUCUUUGAAACUUCUGUGUAUUUAGUGUCAAAUCACUUACAUGUAUGGUAAAAUGAGGUAAAUAUGUAUGUCGGUGUUGUUUUUAGUAGAAGAUAUUGCUGGAAGGCCCUUAUUUGUUAACGCAUGCAACUUUCGCUUUGUUAGUUUGCAUGGCUCUCGAUCAUGUGUGCACUUUACAAUCAAAGAAAACAAUGUCUUAUGCCGCCACAUUUUUUGGGUUGUACUGUUCUUUGUUUCGUUAUAAUGUUUGUUUUUUUUAUUUACGACUGAUAUUACUGAUCACUAAGGGUUGGCUGGAUGGGG